This is a messenger RNA of Fomitiporia mediterranea MF3/22, 1215 nucleotides long. Its product is annotated as NuA4-domain-containing protein. The transcript is spliced from 4 exons. Lineage: Eukaryota; Fungi; Basidiomycota; Agaricomycetes; Hymenochaetales; Hymenochaetaceae. The record is from RefSeq and is a predicted model, not a curated record. Gene Ontology annotation, cellular component: NuA4 histone acetyltransferase complex. Bases 171 to 1121 code for a protein of 316 amino acids.
CGUUGAUGUAACGGUAUUGUCCACUGGCUGUCUGAAGGCAACGCGCAUAGAGCCACUGUUGUUAACAUCGAAUACCUCGAACUCCAAGAACCCUCAGUCUUCAGCUUGAACACGCCUCUUCUCUACACUUAAACCUCCCUCUUCCGAUCCUAUCUCAACGAUUCAACGCGAUGGAAGCACCUGCAAUCCCAGCAACGCCCUCACCAGAGGACAGAGCGCGUUACGAAGCAGCGCGCAAGGAACUCGAGGCAGCGUUAAAGAAGAAACGAGCAGUUGAUAGACAACUCGCCCAACUAGAAGUCCAGAUCUACAACUUCGAAGGCUCCUACCUCGCCGAAACAGCCCAACACAGCGGGGGUAACAUCAUCCAAGGAUUCGACGGGUACCUCAAAACCCAAAGUGUCGGACGGAGGAGACACGAACCGACCGAUGCGGAUAGGGUGUUCUCUAAUAGCUCGUUGACGUAUCAGAAGAGCCUCGAACUAAUGGGCGAAGCAGACUCCGACUCCCCCCAACCCAACCAAGUCCCAAACCCAAACGCCUCCCUCCCCCUCCAACUCUCCUCAAUCCCAAACACCCUCCCAAGCUCCCUCUCCCUCUCCAACUCCCUCUCCCUCUCCAACCGAUCAACUCCAGGACUCGGUGGCGUCGGUGGAGCCGGAAUCGGAGGUGGGGGGUUGACGUCGAUUGUACUUCCACCACCAACCUCCCACCCAUCUUCCACCUCCACUCGCGACGGAGGUAGCGGAGGAGGAACAGGAGCAGGAGGAACAGGAGGAGGAAGUCGAACACAAACAGACAAAGAAACCCAACAACUAAGCGCAGCCGCCCAAAAAAAGGCCCGUGAUAAAGAAUACCAACGCCGAAAACGUGACGCAGCGAGACAGAGAAGUGCAGCGUUAGCUGCACAGGCUGCUGCUGCUCAAGCUCAAGCUCAAGCUACUGCACAGGCUCAGGCGAAUGGUCAAUCUGGUGGUACGGCUGGGAGUGGAGGGAGUGGAAUGGGUGGAAAGGGUGGAAGUGGAGAAGUGGGGAGUGGUGGGGAGACGGGAGGAGGAUCAGAUGGGACGAGUGUGAGAGCACGGCCGAGUAAGAAGCCUAGACAGGCGGACGAUGAUUAGGCAGGCAUUGAGUUGAGUAUAGAUUGGCGGGUUGUGGUAGAUUCAUUUUUGUGUAUAGAUAGUAUACUUUCGUGUUGUAUGAGUAUUCUUUCGG